AUGAGUUACUGCAGUGUUCGCAAUGUGCGGUGUCUGGCUUGUACGAUACUGCUGAUCAGAGGGAAAAGCCAAGGCUCUAGAGAGCCUCCUGUCAUCCAUGAACUUGGGGUUUUCAGAGAGAAGAAAAUCAACGGGGUGCGCAGUCUGGAGAAGUGUGCGCAUUGCCUGACGCAGUGGUCAGAAGUCGCUGGAGGUUUGCAGAACUUGCUCGGCUUCGUGGUGCCGCGCUUGGCUCCGCGGUUCGUGCAAGGGACCUGUUCGCAGAAGCGGGGCCAGGAGUGCGUGAGAAGGGGGGAGGGGACAGAAACUUCACGAGAGGGGGCGUGGGGGUUGCAGAUCACGCGGGGUGCCAGGGCAGAAGUUUGCAGAAGGGGCCAGGGUUUGCAGAAGUUUGUGGGCGAGGCUUGGGUUUCGCAGAAAUCGGAUAGAAUACUGGCUUUUUUGGAUACCCCAUUGGUUUUGCCUUUAGUUGUUGCUUGCCCGGCACGCUUCCUCAAGUUGUUGCCCGCACGCGCAAGCAAAGCGGCGAUGUGA
This is a messenger RNA of Effrenium voratum, 534 nucleotides long. Lineage: Eukaryota; Dinophyceae; Suessiales; Symbiodiniaceae. The record is from the annotation of a GenBank genome assembly.